Messenger RNA from Engraulis encrasicolus (European anchovy), 1954 nucleotides. RefSeq lists its product as uncharacterized. Lineage: Eukaryota; Metazoa; Chordata; Actinopteri; Clupeiformes; Engraulidae. The record is from RefSeq and is a predicted model, not a curated record. The transcript has 5 exons. The coding region runs from base 44 to 1879 and encodes 611 amino acids.
AGCUUGGUAGUGUGGACAACACAGCUUGGUUUCUGGGACUGCCAUGAUGUUCAGGUUCUCUUGGAUGUGCCUCCUCUUGGUGCAUGGCAUCUGCUCUCAACAGCUACACCAAGGGAUGGGCUUUCCCCAAGGUUUGGGGUUUCUGGGGUCUAUGAAGCCAAUGAGUGAUCUUGGUUCAAGUAAGACUGGAGGUAAUCCAAGUAUCAGUGAACCUGGAAAGGACAAUGUUGGUGGAGCUAAAGGAUCCACCACUUCCACUCAAGACGUGGUACAGAUGCCAGGAAACCAGGCAGGUUCAAAUGGGGGCCCAGGUAUCCCAUGGAUGGCAGUUCCCAUGCUUCCAACAGGCUUCUAUGGCAUGCACCAGGCAAGCCAGCAGGGAGCUUCAUCUGGCGCUACUGGUGGGGGUCAGAAAACUCAGUCUGUCAGCCAGGCAGUCCAGGCCCCAGAAAUGAUUCAGGUGACUAUGCAAAUGCGAAAGCAGCAGACCCAAGCCCCAGCCCAGAUGUUCCAGGCCCCUGUGCAGAUGUCUCAACAGCAAGUCCAAAUGCCCCAAGGUAAAGCACCCCAACAGCAAGCUGAGGUGCCCAAAGGCAGCUCCUCCACAGCAUCCGCUUCCACUGGGGCUACCUCAUCGGCGAUGUACCAGGCCCUUGCUCAGAUGGUCCAACAGCAAGCCCAGGCCCAGAUGCAGGCUGCAGCUCAGAGGGCCCAACAACAAGCUCAGGGUGCAGCUCAAAUGGCCCAGGCGCCAGUUCCGAUGGCCCAGCAGCAAGUCAAAAUGCCCCAGACUGCAGCUCAGACGUCCCAGGCACAGAUGCCAGGAAACCAGGCAGGUUCAAAUGGGGGCCCAGGUAUCCCAUGGAUGGCAGUUCCCAUGCUUCAAACAGGCUUCUAUGGCAUGCACCAGGCAGGCCAGGAGGGGGCUUCAUCUGGCGCUACUGGUGGGGGUCAGAAAACUCAGUCUGUCAGCCAGACAGUCCAGGCCCCAGCAAUGAUGAGUCAGGUGACUAUGCAGAUGCCAAAGCAGCAGGUCCAACCCCUAGCCCAGAUGUCCCAGGCGCCUGUUCAGAUGUCUCAACAGCAAGUUAAAAUGCCCCCGGCUCCAGCUCCCCAACAGCAAGUCCAAAUGUCCCAGGCUGCAUCACCCCAACAGCAUGAUAAGGUGCCCCAAGGCAGCUCCUCCACAGCGUCUGCUUCCACUGGGGCUAGCUCAUCAGGUAUGGCCCAGAUGUACCAGGUCCUUGCUCAGAUGGCCCAACAGCAAGCCCAGGCCCAGAUGCAGGCUGCAGCUCAGAUUGCACAACAGCAAGCUCAGGCCGCAGCUCAAAUGGCCCAGGCGCCAGUCCAGAUGACCCAACAACAAGCCCAGGCGCCAGUCCAGAUGUCCCAGCAGCCAGUCCAGAUGUCCCAGCAGCCAGUCCAGAUGUCCCAGCAGCCAGUCCAGAUGUCCCAGGCGCCAGUCCAGAUGGCCCAGGCGCCAGUGCAGAUGUCCCAGGCGCCAGUCCAGAUGGCCCAGGCUUCAGCUCACCAACAGGCUAAGGUGCCACAGGCUGCAGCUUCUGUGAGUUCAGGCCCUACUGGUUCCACAGGUGCAGCAUCCCCUUCAGCUGGGGCUGAGGCUGCCUCAUCAAGCCAAGAUCGCUUUAUCACUCUCACCGCACCAUCAGGCUUCCAAACCACUUAUGUUGUGCGGUCUUUCCAUCGCUACUCGCGAGGCAAGAGGGUCUUUUCCCAAACCACCUACAUCCCCCUGGACUUCCCUUCUCCUAUUGAGACUGCUGAUCCUGAACAGAAGACCCAGGAUGGAAGAGCGCCUGAUGCUCCUGCACCAGCUGAUGCGAAAGGCCAGGCUGUACUCCCUGCAAGGAAGGGAUGAGUCGCUGUUCCCCAAGCUCGGGAGUGCAAUUUGUAUUGAUAUGUGCAUUGAAUUGAAUAAAUGGGCAAUUUUAAA